Messenger RNA from Odontomachus brunneus, 9337 nucleotides. RefSeq lists its product as uncharacterized. The record is from RefSeq and is a predicted model, not a curated record. Bases 172 to 6021 code for a protein of 1949 amino acids. Gene Ontology annotation, cellular component: plasma membrane; cytoskeleton. Gene Ontology annotation, molecular function: actin binding; structural molecule activity. The transcript has 15 exons. Lineage: Eukaryota; Metazoa; Arthropoda; Insecta; Hymenoptera; Formicidae.
AAUCUGCGACAGAAGACGGACGAUUGGUACGGAGAACCAAGCCCUGCUCGGUGAUCGCCCGUGUCAUUGUUCGCUGUGAGCGGCUCCUACCGCGGUGCUGCUGCGCGUACUACAGACGGAAGCUGCGUCUCCGCGCCUAUACUCACAGAUUCGCGCGAAUAGAGCAGAAACAUGCCGGAGGAACAGAAGACCGCUGGUGCUCCAGCGGAAGCAACGGCGGAGAAUGGGACCGGGACGAACUCGCCCACAAAGAGUCCAGUUAGCAAGGGAAAGAUGGCCCUCGCCAAGGUUACGCUCCUCGACGGUACCGUUAAGGAUUUCUACAUCGACAGGAAGGCGAGAGGACAGGAACUUCUCGACAUGAUCUGUCAGAGUAUGAAUCUGCUGGAGAAGGAUUACUUCGGCCUCAUCUACGAGGACAGGCACGAUCCACGCAAUUGGUUGGAUCUACACAAGAAGAUCGCGAAAUUUGUAAAAAACGAACCGUGGAAGUUCAACUUCGAGGUGAAGUUCUAUCCACCGGACCCGGCACAGUUGCAGGAGGAUAUCACGCGUUACCAGCUAUGUCUGCAGAUCAGAAAUGACAUUAUCACUGGACGGUUGCUGUGUUCCUUUGUGACACACGCGCUUUUGGGCUCUUAUCUAGUACAGUCAGAAGUUGGGGAUUACGAUCCUGAGGAACAUGGCAGAACAUACCUGAAGGAUUUUAAAUUCGCACCUAGCCAGACAUCCGAGUUGGUGGAAAAAGUUAUGGACCUUCAUAAAACGCAUAAAGGUCAAACACCCGCCGAGGCGGAACUGCAUUAUCUCGAAAACGCGAAGAAACUGGCCAUGUACGGUGUGGAUCUUCAUCCCGCGAAGGAUUCUGAAGGCGUCGACAUAAUGUUAGGUGUGUGUGCUUCGGGCCUCCUCGUCUACAGGGAUCGUUUGAGAAUCAAUAGGUUUGCUUGGCCAAAGAUACUGAAGAUCUCUUACAAGAGACACAAUUUCUACAUCAAGAUCAGACCGGGUGAUUUUGAGCAGUUUGAAUCUACUAUCGGAUUCAAGCUAGCUAACUACAGAGCGGCGAAGAAAUUGUGGAAAGUGUCAGUAGAGCAUCAUACUUUCUUCAGGCUUAUGAGUCCGGAGCCUGUAAAGAAAGUGGGAUUAAUUCCACAUCUGGGAUCUCGUUUCCGAUACUCUGGAAGAACUCACUACGAGACGAAAAAGACUCCUAUCGACAGGCAACCUCCGCAAUUCGAGAGGUCCUUGAGUGGCCGACGACUUGCCUCCCGAAGCAUGGAUGCAUUAGGUGGGCCUAAACCAGUCGAAACGUAUGGUUCAGAACCGAGCAAACGACACACCAUGAGUUAUGAGCCUGACAUAGAGCUUCCCGACGAUAUAGAGCAUAUAGACCGACGGCCUAGUCCAAUCAAGAAACAGAAAGAGAAGCUCUCACGAAAAACAAGUGCGGGAACAACAUCAGCUAGCAGCACCAGUAGCCUGGAGGGAGAAUACGAUGCGGAUCGCGGGAGAAAGAAACCGGUCGGAGGAAUCGCUGUCCUACCGCCCGGUGGUCUAUCAAAGAAGAAGAAGGAUAAACAAAAUGAGAAUGAGAAGGAAAAUCACAAUGAUCUGAAUAAUUCUGAUCUGAUUAAUGACAAUGCUCUUCUUGACAACAUUGAUGACAAAUCACUGUCUAAAAAAGAAUCGAAAAAGAAGGACAAGGAAACGCCGGAAAAAAUGGAUAAAGAAAAGAAGGAGAAAGUCAAGAGUCCUGUCGGUGGUUUCCUGUUUGCCAAGAAGGACAAGAAACAGAAAAAGAACAAAGAGCUAGACGAAUCCAUGGAAAAGAGCGACGCGGAGUCAAAUCUUUCCACGUUGGAGAAACAAGGAAAGGAGCUGGUCACGAAGACGGAUACAGCGCAAGAACCCGCGAAAACACCUCAACUUCCCAUUUACACGAAACCUUACGACUACGAGGAAAGGGAAGCUUCGCCCACGAAGAAACCGUACACCCCGCACGGAUUUUCAUACGAAGACAGGCCCGCGUCGCCAGGAGUGCAGGACAAACAAUCACCCACCUCGGCCAGUCGAAAGGCUACGGGAUUGGCGUUCAACUACGCUCCGGGAGAGGAGAAGAAGGUCGCAGAAUCCGCGGAGAAGAGGAAAACGAAGGAAGCGGACAAACAACUGCCGCCAGCAGACUUAAAAACUCCGGGAAUUAAUUAUGUAGAAUCCGCUGGCCUGAAGGAGCAACAGAAGAAUACCGCGCGACCGAAUGUCGACCAGAACCUUACGACGGCCUUUAUCGCUGGGGAAUGUCAACACGCCAUCGAGGAUGCCGCCAGCCAGGCGAAGGUAGCGCCGCCUGCGCCGGUAGAGUCUAAACCAGACUACCACAUCUUGCCUCUUCCCGACGGCUCGAGGGUGAUCGCAGGUGUGAUUUAUACCAAAGAAGGUAAGCCAUUAGAUCAGAGCCACCUCGGACCAGACGGUAGCAGAGUGACGGACGGCAAGGUCUGCGGGAAGGACGGUAAUCCGCUAAAAAAGGCCGAGCUCGGACCGCAUGGAAUGCACAUCAGCAACGGCUUGAUCAUCGGGAAGGAUAACAAGUCUUACAAUCAGCAAACAUUCGGUACCAGCAGGAACUCCAUCAAAAACGGGCUCAUUUAUUCGCCGGACGGCGAAGUGGUGAAACAAUCUUUCUUGGGACCCGAUCACGCGAUCGUCAAAGAGGGUAAGGUGUUAUCAAAGAACGGCAAACCGGUGCAGCAUUGCCCACUAGACGCAGACGGCACAUACGUGAAGGAAGGUCUCAUAUUUACCUCGGGCUCAAAACCGUUGACCCAAGGAUCGUACAACCUAGACAACAGUUACAUAGUCGGCGGUAUAGUGUGCAACGAGGAGGGCAAGCCUCUUCACCAAAUUGCAGUCGUGCCUGACGACACGUUCAUCUGCGACGGACUGAUUCAUGGACCAGACGGGCGACCGCUUAGCGUCGGAAAACUGGGUCUCGACGGCCACUACAUCGCCGACGGGAAGGUAUACUCAAAGGACGGCAAGCCGAUCAAGCACGACUCCUUCAACUCCGACGGUUCCAAUGUGAAGGACGGUGUGAUUUACUCGAAGGAUGGAAAAUUUUUGACUCAGGGCUCCUUACUGCCAACGGGUACUCACCUGAAGGACGGGAAAAUGGUCGGCAAGGAUGGUAAGCCCGUGAAACAUGCAUAUUACAAGCCUGACGGCAGCUUCGUGAAAGAUGGGAUGAUACACGGCAAAGAUGGCAGAUUGUUGAGCCAGAUCCCACUGAUAGCCGAUGGUAAUUCCAUUAAAGAAGGACUGGUGUAUGACAGGAACAACAAACCGCUAUCCCAAGGUCUUUUCAAACCGGACAAUCUUGUGAUCAAAGAAGGAUUAUUGUACAAUGCCGACAGCACGGUGCUGUCGAACGCGGCUCUUGGGCCCGACGGCUCACUCGUGAAGGAUGGCACAAUCAUCGGCAAAGACGGCAAGCUGUUGAAGCAGGAGUCAUUCGGCUCGAACGGCAGCUACAUAAAGAAAGGCGUAAUCUUCACCAAGAACGGCAAGCCACUCAAUCAAGAUUCCUUGGUGCCCGAAGGUGCUACCAUCAAAGACGGCAAGAUUCACGGUAAGGACGGCAAGUUGCUAAAGUUCUCCUUCUUCAAGCCGGAUGGUAGUUACGUGAAGGAUGGCCUUGUCUACGGUGGUAACAACAAACCGUUGAACCUGAACGCUGCUCUGCCGGAAGACAGCUUCAUCGCGAACGGCGUGAUAUUUGAUUACACCGGCAAGCCUUUGAGCAGAGAGACUUUUGGCUCCGACGGCUCGUACGUCGCCGGCGGUUUGAUUUACGGCAAGGACGGCAAGAUCGUGCUGCAGGGUGUAUUUGGGCCAGAUGGUAACACUAUUCGAAACGGUCUUAUCAUCGGCAGAGACGGCAAACCUUUGACACAGGACGACAAAGGCCCGGACAACAUCGCGGUGAGCGACGGUAAGAUCGUAGAUCACACGGGUCAUCCGCGGAACAUGUCGUCCUUGGUACCGGAUGGAUGUUACAUACAGGACGGGGUGGUGUACGAUACGAACGGGCAGCUACUAAAGCAAGGUGCAUUUAAACCAGAUGGCUGCUAUAUUCGCGACGGUCUUGUGUACGGCUGGGGCGGCCAAUUGCUGAACGCCGGCUCCGAGUUACCAAACGGCAGCUACGUCGAGGAAGGUAAGAUUUACGGCAAAGACAAGAGGCCGCUGAAUCACGCCGCGUUCGGAACGGAGGGUAACUUCAUCGAGAACGGCGUAAUUUAUGGUAAGGACAAGAAACCACUCGGCCACGGUAUCUUCGGCAACGACGGCAGCUAUAUACAAAACGGUUUACUGUACGGGCCGAACGGCAAGCCGUUGAACAAGAAGCAGACCAUCAUCACCGUCACAAAAGUGCGCUACGGUCUAGUGUACGGCGAAGAUGGCAAGCCCUUGAAGUCCGGCAAUUUCGACGAUGAAGGCAACGUGGUGCGAAACGGCAGGAUCUACGAUCCGACCGGCGAGUGUCUCAAUCAGAACAUCUACGGACAGGACGACGGUAGCUUUAUCAAGGACGGUCUGAUCUACGGCCGUAAUGGGAAGCCGCUGUCUCAGGGUACAUUGCCGCCCGAGAGUAGCUUCAUCAAGAAUGGAAAGGUCUACGACGUCAGCGGUCAACCGUUAACCGCGGAGGCCUUCGGACCAGAAGGUCUGACGGUCGUGCAAGGAGUCGUGGUGGAUAAAGCUGGCAAACCGAUAAAACAGGCGAACUUCGACGGCGAAGGAAACGUAGUGAAGGAUGGAAUUAUCUGUACGGCUAACGGAAAGCCACUCGACAAGUAUUUCAUGACCAUUACAAUCGCGAUGGUGCGCCGAGGGCUGAUGUGCGACAAGGACGGGCAAACGAUCGCGCGAGCGCCGUUCGGGAACGACGGCGGCUACAUCAGGGACGGCAAGAUCUACGACAAGUACGGAAAGCCAUACAAUCAGGAACUGUUCUUCGAGGACGGGUCAUACGUGAAGGACGGCGUGGUCUUAGGGAACAACGGUCAGCCGGUGGACAGCGCGACGUUCCCGAAGGACUUGCAAGAAUCACCAUCGAAAUCUGUGGCCACGAAGCUGAAGAGGCCGGCGAUCCCAGCCACGAUCCCGACGAUCGUGAAAACUACGACCAAGCAGUCGGUAGUGAAGGACCAGGAGGGCGUGACGCAAAAUAUUCAGGAAAAGAUAGAGGAUCUCACGCCAGGUGGCACAGGCCAAGUCACGGUCUCCACUCACGUCAAUAAGGCAGAGGCACCGGAUGACGGUAGAGCUCCAUACAUGACAGCGACAGCUGUCACCACGCGCACCGCCACCAUGCACGAGGACCUCGAAAAGAAUCAGAAGACGAGCCAGGUAGAGGAAAAGACUGUAGCGCAUACGACCGCGACCAGCGCGACGAGACAGGAGCAGCGGGUGGUGACGCAGGAGGUUCGAACUACCAGCCACGUGCUUUCCGGCGAGCAGCUGUUCUCACGAAGACUAAGCACGUCGAGCUCGAGCAGCGGAGAUUCAGGCACACCGAUCGAUCUUGACGAUGACCAGCAAGCCUUCUACAAUCAAUAUUAUCAGGGAGACUUAGCCGGUGUGAUCGCAACUGAGAAGCACGUUUACACGGGCGAACCGGAUAGUAACGUGACAACGACGACCACGGUACCUGUAGUGGCGACUGAAACAAGAAAAGUAGCUCUCGAGAGCGAAGACGGUAAUUAUAGCGCCUCAGGAGAGAUAGUCAGUUCGCAGACCAUAUCUAGUAAAACCCGUACUGUCGAAACUAUCACGUAUAAAACAGAGAAGGACGGCGUAGUCGAGACGCGAGUGGAGCAAAAGAUAACAAUACAGUCGGACGGCGAUCCGAUCGACCACGAUCGAGCUUUAGCGGAGGCGAUACAGGAAGCUACCGCCAUGAAUCCGGACAUGACGGUGGAGAAGAUAGAAAUACAGCAGCAAACGGCGCAGUAAUGAAUUCGAAAAUACCAUUUAAUGCAUAUACAUUAACAGGAAAAGGGCACUCUUGGUCUAAAAAAAAAAAAAAAAAAACAAACAAAGAUAUCGUAAUCUUAGAAACUGAUCUUAGAAAGAGAGAGAGAAAAAUUGGUGUUUACACUACGUUACUAUAUAUGUAUAUUGUGCACGCAUCUUGCCGUAUGCGUGAUGAGAAAAAAGUCAGACUGAAGUAUAUACUAACGUCAAUAAAUAUAAAUAUUCUACCAGGUUAAUGUAUUGAAGCAAGGAACAAUAUUAAGCUUUAUACCUUUCUCCUUAUAAGGGGGUCAAAGAAAAUUUCUGCUUACGGCUUGCCGCAACGACUCGAGCUUAAACUCGAUUAAAAAUCGAGUUUGAUAGACGGAAAGAAUGAAGCAUUGACGGAAUCUUUUCAAUAAAGAGAAUGGUACCUCGUACUAUUAUAAAACUAUACAGUGUUCAUAUUGAAAUGACUAAGAGAAUGUAUUUACACGUACGAGAGAGAAAGAGAAAAAGAGAGCAUAAAUAAAACAUUAUACAUAUAAUGUAUACAUAGCCACGUGUAUGUGUAUAUAAACGAAUGAGUAAGCUAUUUAUAGUUAUGGCGAUAACUAUAGAUAAUGAAAGACGGGGGUGCCCUGCAACUUAAAGUUUCGAUAAUGAAUAUUUCAUAUAGCAGUAAAGAGAAAUGGUUAAUAGUCAUAUACACAGAGAGUAUCUGAAUACGACGCAACAAUUAUUUGAAAUUUUGCAGCGAAGUAUAAUUGUCAGAGGUGUUUCAGAUUGAGACAUUAAUGUCGAGAUAUCCCUAUAGAGUCAGCCAAGCCUACUGAAAGCAUGUUCGCCCUCAGUCUAUCUGAAUUCUCUGUCCUAAUGAAAGGAAAAAAUAAACUCGUUACUUUCUCUCUUUCAUCUUUGAACAGAAUAUAUUAUACAAGUUGUUAACGAUACGUACGAAAUAUUCUGGUUCAUAAUGUUCAUAUGAAAUGGCAAGUAAUAUAUGCUCUAUGGGUUAUACAUAUUAUAUAUAACAUAACUUUAUCAAUUUGUUAAAAAAGAGCUCCUCAAAGAUGAAUCGACAGAAAGUAAAGUUUUACAAGAUUUAUGUAACAGCUGAACGAUAUGUGUAUAAUAUUCGUCAUAAUGCUUAAACGCAGUAAGACAAGCUUCUCUGCAAAAAGUAUUUGUAUAGUUUGAAAUGUCUGUGAAAUUGGUAUUGGCUUUUUCAAAUGGAUAUUACAUAACAUUUGUGUAACAGAGUCAGAGAAUCGUCUAGAUAUUGAAUAUUAAUUAAUAUAUAUAUAUAUAUAUAUAUAUAUAUAUAUAUAUUGCUAACUGAGACAAAGAUGCUUGAAAUCGUCAUAGUUUCUUAUAUCUAAAGAUGUUAAUGUUAGCUACUCUAUGUUAGAGAAGAUACAGAAAUUAUGUUGGAGAUGAUGACACUGUAUCGUUUUUCAUGUUGCAGCUAUAUAAUAAUUAUGAGAGAUACAAUAUUAAUGAGAAACUAUGUAGAUUUCAUUAUAUUUCAAUUAACUCGCGCACGCGCGUGACUAAUAUAACGAUUACUACUAAUAGGAUCAUAAAAUUAUAUAUAACUUUAUACCAAGGGCAAUGAUGCAUUGGUCAGCGUAUAUGUCUAAAUUUAGCUGUAGCUUUUGUAGUUUUAGAACUACAAUUUUACAUGAACGUUCAUUAGUUUAGCGACUUACGUUCCACCGUAGCUUACAAGUGCGAUCUGAAAUAAGCGAAGUAAGUCUCGAACAGAUUUUCAUAACGAAGAAUGAUAUAUUUCAAUAUUGCAGCUUUUUUGGUUUUAAUUUGUACAAGUUAUAAUUUGUACUUUAAAUGAUAAAAUUAGCAUAUACGAAUAUAUAUCGCGUUUUACAAGGCUUGCUUAUACCUUUGUUCUUUAAUGUGUCACUUUUUUAUUGAUUAUUAAUAACAUGUAUUUUAGAUUUCGUCUGUUAAUACAUUGCGCAGAUAUUUCGAUUAAAAACGAAAAAAAAAGCUAUAUACAGCAUUUAAGCUUCUAACUGAGGAGUUUCUUGCAUAUUUUUUUACUUUUUAUACAUUUAUACAUUUUUAUAUGAAAUGCGAAUUAUUCUGUACGUCUUUCCCAGUAUUUUCUAAGGUGUAAUUUGGAGAAGCGUUUUGUUUCAGAGUUUGUACUCUUGCCUAUUACUUUUGUUUUGUUAUUGUAGCGUUUACAGAUUACAGAAAAUAUUUAUCCUAUGUUUAUAAAUAAGACAUUGAUUAAUAUCACUUUAAUUAAGAUAUAUCUAUAUUUUAUUUUUGCUAUCUUAUUGCUUUAUUGAACAAAGGAUAAUCAUAGCCCGUUUACAUAAGAGAUUUUAUAAGAAAUUCGUAAAAUGGCCGCUUGCUCCUGUUAUAUACCAGCCAAGUGAUGAAUUGCCUGUGUGCCACAAAAUAUAUGAGUUUAUUACAUCUUACAAUAAUUACUUUUUAGCGUAAGAUCAUAUCUUUAGAUGCACGCAAGGCAAUGCUCUAUGAUUUCACGUGAUUCCCGAUCAUCGCUAGUAAAAAACGAUUAUUCAUUUUUUAUAUACACAACAUACAUUGCUCGAUCAAUGCGUCUCUAGAUCAUAUGAGUGACAUUUCAAUAUAUAGCUGCAUAUAACUUUUUCGGUUUACAUUCUCCUUGUGUAAGCUAAUAAGACGUUUAUGUUUUGUAUUGUCUAACAUUCCAUGCUUACAGUGACUAACACAUAUAUAUAUAUAUAUAUAUAUAUAUAUAUAUAUAUAUAUAUAUAUAUAUAUAUAUGUAUGUAUGUAUAUGUCAUAUAUGUAUUAUUUUUUGUUAUUUAUUCCGUCUCUUUUAAGACCAUCAUACUUUUACGUUAAGUCUGCUUGAAGAAUAUGCGUAUGCUUAUGUAAUAGUAAUUUAAUUCAAAAUUGACCAGAAAGAUGCAAUUCCAACGCGGAUGUUUCCAAGACUACGACUUUUUUUUAUUGAAUUUUAGCAAAUCAGUUUAUCGUCAGUCACUCGAAACGCAAGCUUACAAUGUACAGAUCUUCAAGCAGCGUACAAAUAUAGUUCAUAAGUUUAUAUUUUAGUAUUUCUGUUGUUCAGUUAUUAGAAGUAUUAUCAUAUAUUUAAUAUAAAAUAGAGUUACCUAACUUCUCUUUUUCUCUAUUUCACUCAUACACACACACACACACACACAUACACACAUUUAUACAAGAUUAAUCAUACUUCCACUGCGUCUGACAUUUUUGUACCGUGGAUUUACGCUGACGUCUAUCUGUAACUAUCACAAUUUUAUUGAAUAUACAUACAUCGCAGUUAAUUUUA